Molecule: messenger RNA, 561 nt
Organism: Plasmodium adleri (nom. inval.)
Lineage: Eukaryota; Apicomplexa; Aconoidasida; Haemosporida; Plasmodiidae
Product: RNA polymerase subunit, putative
Exons: 6
Coding region: 1-561 (186 amino acids)
Biological process (GO): transcription initiation at RNA polymerase III promoter; DNA-templated transcription
Cellular component (GO): RNA polymerase III complex
Source: RefSeq, a predicted model, not a curated record
AUGUUUUCUCUUUUUCGUAUAGAAGAUGUUUUAAAUAUAGAAACUCAUUUUAAAGAUAGCGAAAUAAAAAAUGUUAUUGAAUUUUUAUUAAGAGCUAAAUAUAUUGAUAAGGUCAUACAAAAUGUUGGUUUUUGUGUUGGUUUGUAUGAUAUAAUAGAAAUAAAAAAUAAGGAAAUUAUAAAAGGUAGUGGUGAAAUAAGAUUAAAGGUUAUUUUUCGAUUGGUUAUUUUUCAACCUUUUGAAAAUGAAAUUAUAGAGGGAUUUGUUAAAAGUUCAGAUUCGAAUGGAAUAAUAAUUAGUUUAGGUUUCUUUGAAAAUAUACGUGUAAAUAGUGCAAAUUUAAAGGAGCCAAAAGAAUUUGAUAGGGAGAAAAAGGAAUGGUACUGGACUUAUGAAGGCAUAAAAUUUUUUUAUACUAAAGAUGAACUGAUAAGAGUACGAAUAUUGGACACUUAUUUUAGUGAUCCCAAUGAGAUGAAUAAGGAUGAGUCCAUUCCAUCCAUGUCCAUAACGGGGACUGUACAACAAGAUGGUCUGGGUUUAGUAAAGUGGUGGAAAUAA